Schistosoma margrebowiei is the source of this 1074-nucleotide messenger RNA. The record is from the annotation of a GenBank genome assembly. NCBI's taxonomy places the organism in Eukaryota, Metazoa, Platyhelminthes, Trematoda, Strigeidida, Schistosomatidae.
AUGCCAGUUCAUGCUCCAAAUGCUCCUCUAACACUUACUACCAAUGUACCGUUUGCUGGAAGUGCUGUAUGUAGGCAAGCUCGUCGUCUGUAUGUUGGAAACAUACCGUUCACAGCGACAGAAGAUAAUAUGAUGGAAUUCUUUAACAAGCAAAUGAGAGCUCAAGGUCUUAUUCAGGCUGAGGGAAACCCCAUAAUUGCCGUGCAAAUUAACAUGGAGAAGAAUUUUGCAUUUCUCGAAUUUCGUUCUGUUGACGAGACUACUCAGGGUUUGGCACUCGAUGGGGUUCUAUUCCAAAAUCAAGCACUCAAGCUUCGCCGACCUCGCGACUACGCACCGUUGCCCGGUGUUUCUGAACAACCUUCAGUCAUUGUUCCAGGAGUAGUAAGCACGGUCGUUCAGGAUUCGCCACAUAAGAUCUUCGUUGGUGGUCUGCCUAAUUAUCUAAAUGAAGAUCAAGUUAAAGAGCUGCUUCUGAGCUUUGGUCCGUUGAAAGGAUUUAAUCUUGUUAAAGAUGGUUCAACCGGUUUGUCGAAAGGUUACGCUUUUUGUGAGUAUGUGGACGGUAAUGUUACAGAUCAUGCAUGCGCCGGUCUAAAUGGUAUGCAGUUGGGCGAUAAGAAACUUAUUGUCCAAAGAGCUAGCGUCGGAGCAAAGCACACAACGGGUGUCUUGCCCCAUAGUUUACUGCAACUACCUGGCUUGGAAGAUGGCGCAGUCCAAAACACAACCGGCUCGGGCAACCUGACAAUCCGUAGUGGUGGACCACCGACGGAGGUUUUGUGCCUGAUGAAUAUGAUCGAGACAUCAGAGUUGGAAGAUGAUGAAGAGUAUGAAGAUAUAGUUGAGGAUGUCCGCGCAGAAUGUAGCAAGUAUGGAGUCGUGCGGAGUUUAGAAAUACCAAGGCCGAUUCCUGGAAUUGAGGUCCCUGGUGUUGGAAAAAUAUAUAUCGAAUUCGCAAGCCUAAUCGACUGCCAGAAAGUCACAACCGCUCUAACAGGUCGAAAGUUUAACCAGCGUCUGGUAAUCAACUCAUUCUUUAGUCCCAAUAGUUAUCAACGUAGAGAAUUCUAA